Messenger RNA from Caenorhabditis briggsae, 288 nucleotides. Bases 1 to 288 code for a protein of 95 amino acids. Lineage: Eukaryota; Metazoa; Nematoda; Chromadorea; Rhabditida; Rhabditidae. The record is from RefSeq and is a predicted model, not a curated record. The transcript is spliced from 2 exons.
AUGUCUUCUAACCAUGUGCCUCUAGAACCAUUUGACAUAACUCGUAUGAUUGAAGCGAUACGAAGUACAACCGAAAACGAACCAACAUUGGAAGGAGAGGAAUUGGAGAGAGCUCGACGAAUCGACGAUCGCGUGGUAGAUUAUACAAGGAGAAUCGUGGAAGGGGCGAUGAGACACCUAGAGAAUAGAAUUCAAGCCAUGGUCGAGGAGCUGGAAAAAGCGUUGAAGCGAGGAGUUCAUCAUGGUUACAUCAAGAAACCAAGUUCCUGCAAACUGGGAUAUGACUAA